GUGAUGCGGUACCAAGGCCGGAAACUCCUGGAGGAGGAGCCCCACAUCUUCGCCAUCUCCGAGUCCUCCUUCGUGGCCCUCCAGCGCCUCGACAAGAACCAGUCCUGCGUCAUUUCGGGCGAAUCAGGAGCCGGCAAGACGGAGACGACCAAGUUCAUCCUGCAGUACCUGUGCUCCGUGACCUCCGGGGUCUCGACGUGGGUUGAGCAGCAGAUCAUCGAAGCCAACAGCAUCUUGGAGGCCUUUGGCAAUGCUAAGACAGUUAGAAAUGACAACUCUAGUCGAUUUGGAAAGUUCAUGCAAGUGUGCUUUGACACGUCCUGGCAUAUCAAAGGCUGCGUCAUGCAGGACUACCUCCUGGAGCAGUCCAGAAUCACUUUCCAGGGACCUGAGGAGAGGAACUACCACGUCUUCUAUCAGCUAGUUGCGGCUGCACAAAAUAACAAGGAAAUCGCAGACCAGUUCCAUUUGCGGCCGGCGAGCUUCUACACCUACCUGAAUCAGUCCGGUUGCAUCACCAUAGAUGGGGUGGACGAUGUCAAGAAAUUUGACGGACUCCGACUAGCUUUCAAUGUGCUUCAUGUCCCACCAGAGAUCUGUGACGGCAUUUUCGGCACACUGGCUGCUAUUCUGUGGCUAGGCAAUUUAGAGUUCGUGGACAUUGAUGGCGAGAAGUGUGAGUUGAGCACUAGCGACAAGGAAGUGCUGACUAUUGUCGCAGAAUUGCUGAAUCUGGAGGAGGAGGAUCUGCUGGGCGUUGUUCUUCAGCGGCAGAUUAACAUCAGAGGAAACAUCACUCGAAUUCCACUCAAGCUUGCUGAGGCUCGAGAAAACAGGCAUGCCAUGGCCAAAGCACUGUAUUCGAGAACAUUUGCUUGGCUUGUUGACCACAUCAACAAGUGCACCAACCCUGGGCAGGACCAGACGAGAUUUCUAGGUGUGCUGGACAUCUUUGGAUUCGAGAACUUUGCAACUAACUCUUUUGAACAAUUGUGUAUCAAUUAUACAAAUGAAAAAUUACACAAAUUCUUUAAUCAUUAUGUGUUUGCAUUGGAGCAAGAAAUUUACCGUCAGGAGGAGAUCAAGUUUUCCCACAUCACCUUCACUGACAACACAGAGUGCCUUGAACUGCUUGAAAAGCCACCAAGGUGCAUCCUCAAACUCUUAUCUGAAGAGUGCCGAAUGCCCAAGGGUGCCGACAAAUCCUACUUGACCAAGCUACACCAAGAAUUUGAUUCCCAUCCGAACUACAUCAAGGGUGAAGACCGAAGAAAGUGGGAGGUGGAAUUUGGUAUCAACCACUAUGCAGGUAAAGUGAUAUACACAGUGAAAGGUUUUGUUGACAAGAACAGAGAUGCACAGCAGGAUGUGUUUUUUGAACUGAUGAACAAGUCAAGGAACAAGUUUGUUGCCGAUCUCAUCAGAUUCCAGGAUCUCCUUGGCUGCACCAUUGCCAGAAUGGGUACCAUACACAGCACAAUCUCCAGAGGAACCUCAAAGGGAAAGCCAACAGUUGCUGAUGCUUUCCGCAAUCAACUUCAGGCUUUGGUUGAUGUCCUGCAGUCAACUAAUCCAUGGUAUGUCAGAUGCAUUAAACCAAACAAAAGCAAAUCCGCUGACUCCUACGAUGAAUUGAUGGUGCUCGACCAGCUGCGGUAUUUGGGCAUGAACGAUAUCAUCAGAAUCCGCAAGGAAGGAUUCCCCAUUCAUAUGACCUUCACAGAUUUCAUCACCAGAUACUUUUGCCUAAAUAAGAAGCGCAGACAUCCAACGCCCAAAGAUCAUGUGUGUGACAUCAUGAAAGGUCAGAACCUACCACCAAGGGAGUGGCAAGUUGGCAAGAGCAAAGUGUUCAUCCGGCAGAAAGUGUACGAGCCACUAGAAGACCAACGUCUCACCACCAUGCGUGAUGCAGCUGUCAAAAUCCAGGCUGCAUAUCGCAUGCAUAAGCAUAGAAUGGAAUAUAACAGGAUACGAGCAGCAUGUAUAAAUAUCCAAAAUCGCUACCGUGGUUGGAGGCUACGACUGGUAUUCCUGAGAAAGAGGCGAGCGGCAGUAAUUAUUCAGUCUAAUGUCCGAGGAAUGUUUGCCAGAGAGGUUGCAAAUGCCCUUCGUGAAAUGAAGCGAAUCGAGGAGGAACAGCGGAGACGAGAGAAGCUGGAGGAGGAGAGACGACAGAGGGAAGAAGAAGCCCUCAAAUUGGCAGAGGACGAGGAGAAGAGGAAAGAGCUGGAGGAGGCUCAGAGCAAACAAUAUGAUGGGCUAGCAGCUGUAGGGGAAGGGAAAGUCGAGGAGGAGAUGGCAACACUCUCCAACAUGGCCGAGACAGUGAACACGCGGCUGGCCACCUCUGGCCCGACCAAUCCAGACGACGCAUCUCAGGGCUCGGGAGAAGGGGUUGAUCUCGACAACCUGUUCUCCUUCUUAUCUAACAUGGAAUCAGAGAGACAUGUCCUUGAUGAAAUAUCUCGGCAGAUGGAAGAACUUGCCGACAAUGUAGAAGAGGAGAUUGAGGCUCUUAACCGUAGCGAAGGGGAAGGGCAGGAUUCUCCUUUGCCGCCGCCCCCACCACCUCACGCCCCAGAUUCUCUCCCUCCUCCUCCGCUGCCUCAGGACCUUGUUUCUCCGCCACAAGUCGUAGAACAAACGCCACCUCCCCCUCCAGCGUUGUCUGUACCCCCGCAUCCAGUCCCAGGGUCGGCAGAGCAGAAGGGUAACAGAGAGAGCGGGGACAGCCUGCCACCCCCACCUCCGCCACAGAUGAAUGGAUUCCAUGAAGAUGAGAAGCCGAAGGAGCCAAUAUAUGAAACGAUUCCUGUCGGCCUAGCAGGGUCACAGGGGCGAAGGGAGCCAAACUACGUAUCAGGUCCCCCACCUGCAGGGCCUCCACCUGCUCCUCCAGAGGAAGAGGUUGAGUUAAGAAGACCUCGAGAACAUUCACUUGAACGUCGUCGAAGGGCUUCGGGUCAGAAGCGGCCUUCGAGAUCCCCAUCCGCUCGAAGCCCAUCGCGGGUGUCGCGAUCCGGCACAAGAAGUCCUGUGCAGCGGGUGAGCAGUCGCAACAAUGGUGUGGUUGAAGACCCAGACAGAGUUGAACGACGUAAGCAGAGAGUUGAGCGUAAGCUUCACGAACUGGAGGAGCUUGAGGAGAACAAAGAGAACGAGAGCCAGAAUCAUUUUGAUAUGAUUGAGUUUGCAGAAAAGUAUUUCAAUAAUCAUGAACGUUCGCCUGAGGGCACCAUCAUGUCUACACUGACCCGCAAACGUUCCACAGCAGAGUUCCUUCCCAAGUAUGAGCUGAUCACGUAUUCUCGCUCCUCCAUCAUCCCUACCUCUCAUGUCCACCUCUAUGACCCAGAAAACAUCAACCUUGCUUGCACAAUCUUUAGGGACUUAUGCAAAUACUGCCGAGGAGAAUUCAAACCCGAGCAAGAGAUAACAACUAUCCAGAACAUUAUCGCUCAUGGCCUGGAGCGGGAGGAGCUGCGCAACGAAAUCUACGUCCAGUGCAUGCGGCAGGUCACCAAUAACCCGAGCACAGAAUCACUGGAACGGCUUUGGCUAAUGUUGUGUCUGUGUGUUGUGGCUUUCCAACCAGGAAAACUUCUUCAUAAGUAUUUUGUAAGCUUCCUUCAAAAGAGCCUUAGCCUUGAUGGAAAGCUGCGGCAGUAUGUGCAGUGGUGCCUCGAAAACUGUAAAAAUACAAAGGUCAGUUGCAGAAGACUGCCACCUUCCUCAGUGGAGAUUGCAGCCAUGAAAAAACUUGGAACCAUUGUGUGCAGAUUCUUCUUCCUGGACGGCCGCACAAAGGCCAUUGACGUCCAUCCGAGGGAUACUGCUGGUGAUGCCAUGCAGAAGCUUGCAGACAGGCUUGGACUGGCAAAUUUAGAGGGCUGGGCGAUAUAUGAGUCUGGUCUGGAUGGAGACAAGCACGUAAAGAUCCACGAGUAUCUGUAUGAUGUGAUAUCAUCAUGGGAAACGAAACAACAAAAGGUUGGGAGUUCAAGCAACUAUGGAACUCUCAAUAAACGCUCCUCACAGACGGUCAGUUCUGGGGAGAACAGAUUUGUUUUCCGCAAACGUCUCUUCCGCUCUCCUCGGGAAAUUCCAAGUGAUCCAGUGCAAGUGAACCUGUUAUAUGCUCAGGCAGUAUAUAGUGUAGUAAGAGCUGAUGACUUCCCAAUCAAUGAAAAAGUAGCUCUUCAGUUGGCUGGGCUCCAGGCGCAGGUGGCACUCGGUGAUCCAAAGGAUGGCAAGACUGAAUUUUAUGCCGAUAUUCAGUCCUAUCUGCCAGCCCGCAUAGCUCAAGGAAGAAAGCAGGCCGAGUGGAUACCGGUGCUUGGACAGGCACACAGGCAAUAUGGUACUGGCAAGACAGACAUCGUGGCUAAAGUGUGGUAUCUGACCUGUGUUAUGCAGUUCCCUCUCUAUGGAACAACAAUGUUCCAAGUCUCAUAUAGAGGUUACUGGUCUUACGGUAACACACUUAUCCUGGGAGUGAACUGUGAUGGCAUUGCUAUGAUUAAACCAGAUGACAAAUUCAUCCUUUACGAGUAUAGAUACUGUGACAUAGAAUCAAUCUUUUUAGACCCAAGUGACAACUUCAUCACUAUAAACCUCUUAAGAACUCUGCCAGAUGCGCAUAAAUGCUUUGUUUUUGAGACCAAAGAAAAGGAAGAAAUAGGCUUCCUUAUAGCUAGUUAUUCUCCACUUCUGGCAUCUUGGAUAAAAGACAUGGACUCUAAUAAGAAGGUGAAGCAGAUUACGGGUGAAGAUCGAAUACGGUUGUAUUACAACCUGGUGCAUGCGCGUCGGCAGAUCAUUGAUGCCAACAUCCUCAGGAAACCUCAGGACCAGGGCGGGAACUUCUUUGUCAGUACGCUGAGGAGACUGAACAAGCAGAAGCUAGAGAAGCUGCGACAGGAUUAUGGGGAGAAUUCAGAGACAUACAAGGGCUUCCACCACAUGUUCUGGGCAUUCUCCAAAACUCCUUUGACUCAGACGCUCACAAAGAUCGCAACCCCUGAAGUUGAGCAGCAGGCACUCCAGAUCUCUCUUGCCAUCCUUACCUAUGCGGGUCUUAAUCCUAAUGCUGAAGCAGCAGUUACAAGUGAUGACCAGCAACUGACAAUGGUUCAGGGUGUGGUGGAGCAGUGUAUGAAGCGAGACCUACUCCUUAAUGAAACGUAUCUCCAGCUCAUCAAACAAACAACAGAUCAUCCAGAUCCAAAUUCGCGGGUAAACUUACGGCAUUGGUCCUUGCUGACUUUGUUCUGCUCCGUCAUUCCCCCAACUGACAAGUGUGUGAGAAAAUACCUCCGUGCACACCUACAGCGCUGUGCCACAGACUACGUGUCCGAAGAGGGAAAGUAUGCUCGUUAUGCUGAGAAGUGUCUUGUUAAAGCUCUGAACAAUCGCCGUCGGCAGUGGGCUCCCUCAAAACAGGAGAUCUUAUGUACCAUAAAUCGCAGACCAAUAUAUGCUCGCUUCCAUUUCAUGGAUGGACAGUUCCAUUCAUUGGAGUUUGAUGCAUCAGCAACAACAGCUGAUGUUGUUGAUCUAAUCAAACACAAGAUUGGACUCAAAGAAACCACCAAAGGUUAUGCCAUUUAUGAGAUGUUGGGGACGACAGAAAGGUGCAUACUGAUGGAAGAGGUCCUGGCUGAUGUAAUGUCCCGGUGGGAGCGAUACAGGCAGUCGACUGCAGCCACUCAACACCACAACCAUCACAUAUUCCUGUUUAAGACAUCAAAGGUCACACAGCAUUUUGACACAAGUAUUGUGGCAAAAAGUGUAAAAAGAGUUCACAUUCAUGUGUGCACAAAAUAUCCCUCACAAAUAAAUACUAAUCUGUACAAAUUAGAGAAUAAUAUGGAACUAUUAGAAACACAGAAUAUACAUGCUUGUCAAGUAUAG
Penaeus monodon (black tiger shrimp) is the source of this 5916-nucleotide messenger RNA. It is a transcript of the gene Myo81F, whose product is annotated as unconventional myosin-X-like. The record is from RefSeq and is a predicted model, not a curated record. NCBI's taxonomy places the organism in Eukaryota, Metazoa, Arthropoda, Malacostraca, Decapoda, Penaeidae. Gene Ontology annotation, molecular function: ATP binding; cytoskeletal motor activity; protein binding. Bases 4 to 5916 code for a protein of 1970 amino acids. The transcript has 36 exons. Gene Ontology annotation, cellular component: cytoskeleton; myosin complex.